Clunio marinus is the source of this 243-nucleotide messenger RNA. Lineage: Eukaryota; Metazoa; Arthropoda; Insecta; Diptera; Chironomidae. The record is from the annotation of a GenBank genome assembly.
AUGACAAGAAAAGAAGACUUCUCAUGUACUUCCUUUCCUUGGGUCGUACAAGAAGGAAAGAUUAAAUUUCCUGAGUUGACCACGUGCGUAUUCAAAGUCUUUUGUAAACUUUUUUAUUUUCGCAACACAAACACAACAACGAAUAAAAAGAAGCAACAUGAUCAACAGCUAGUGAUUUUUAUGAAUGAAACAGCCAUAAAACAGAAAUUAAUGGUCGAAUGGAGGAUGCAGAAAGUAAAAUGA